This is a messenger RNA of Pseudozyma hubeiensis SY62, 1836 nucleotides long. RefSeq names its product zinc finger containing protein. The coding region runs from base 1 to 1836 and encodes 611 amino acids. NCBI's taxonomy places the organism in Eukaryota, Fungi, Basidiomycota, Ustilaginomycetes, Ustilaginales, Ustilaginaceae. Gene Ontology annotation, biological process: regulation of DNA-templated transcription. The transcript has a single exon. The record is from RefSeq and is a predicted model, not a curated record.
AUGCUUUGUUCUCAACCAGAAUCGGCGCUGGCACACACUUCGCUCAAGCGCGUCAACGAAGAGUCGAACUCCAUCCUGCAGGCAGCUGCCACCAUCUCCAAUCCCCAGCAGACUGCUGAUCACCCUUCGCCCUUUUGGUUCUCCUCCCUCCCCUCCUCCUCAACUACUUCCAACGAGCUCUCGACGCCCAAGACUGGCUCCCAGCUGGACCUCGAUCUCGUCCAAGCUCACUCCGGCAUCGACUUUUUCCAAUUGGGUCUCUCGUCCCUAGACGCCAACUGUCCUCUCUCUUCGAGCCCCCUUUCAGCAACAACCACUUCCGGCAUCUGUGUCGACCAGUCUUCGCCAGCCAUGAGUACCGGCAGCAGCUACAACUUUAGCACGCCUUCGCUACACCAGCUUCCGACGCUCCCAGGAUCGUUGGCCACCUCUUCGCCCAACGUCGGCAGCGUCGGUACAGCAGAAGCCAACAGCGCCAUGGCGUCUCCGUCGCAGCACGAGCAGAAUUGGUAUCCUCAAAGCCACGACAAGAAGCCAUUCGAUGGGCCUGCAGAAACCUCGUCCUCGACCUUCCAGGCCCCUUAUCCGCACAGGAGCAGCAUGACCACGAGCAACUACCAGAGUCAACAGCCGCAACAACCUUAUCACCAUGACCUCGACUAUCAAGCCCACGGCGCGCAUCCCGGCGUGUCGCAGUACUUCCAGCAUCGAGCUUCCAUCUCGGGGCCUCUGAUGGAGUCCCCCUCCUACGCAGAACGCUACGAGAGCGCGGCUGCUGCUCCUGCGCCUCCACGCCUUCACGGCCUGGCAGCCUGGGAGAACGCCUCGGGAUCUGCACGUCCACACACGGCCGAUGGGUUGUUCGGCCACUUCGGAGCUGUCGGCCCCGCCGCUGGCUCGCACGAUGCAUCCGCAGACACGUCAACGGUGAGCAACUCUGCCGGAUCCAGCUCGCGACCUUACACGCCUGGAGGUCACGGUGCUGUCAUCGACGCUUUUUAUGCUCAGCGGCGUAUGUCCAUGCCGGAUCCUUCCGCCGCGGGACCUGGCAAGGUAUUUUCAUACAUGACUUCGGGCGAAGAUGGCGGUAUGGGUACGUCGUCGGGCGCCACUUCGGCUUCUCAGGGUUACGACAACCACUACUUUGGCGGUUACAGCGCCGGUGCCAGCAAGAAACGUCCUCGCCGUCGAUACGACGAGAUCGAACGUCUCUACCCUUGCAGCUGGCCCGGCUGCACGAAGAGCUACGGCACGCUUAACCAUCUCAAUGCGCAUGUCGCCAUGCAAAAGCACGGUCCAAAGCGCUCGCCCAGCGAGUUCAAGGAUAUGCGCAAGGCGUGGCGCAAGCAGAAAAAGGAGGAUGAGCACCGACGACAGUCGCGACAGCUCAGCUUGAACGACUCGGCACUGCGUCCCAGCUACAGCGGAUCGGGUUACGGCGGUCUGCCCUCGAGCGACUCGUUCGGCAGCACUUCCGGCAACGCUUCGGUGCUUCCGAUCGCACCACCUCCCGCCUUGCAUGGCAGCGGCGGCACCCUGCCCGGCAUCCCUGGCUCCUUGGCCCAUCUGAGCCGCUACAGCAUGUCAUCCGUGUCGACUUCGAGCGCAUCCUCGGCUCAGCAGUCGCCGUUCUACCUGACCGGCUCCUCGGCUGAUGGCGCCCACAGCCAACCUACCGGCGCCAGCGCUACGCCUCUGCAGUACUCGAGCAGCGACGGUAGCAAGCUCGGCUACGCCCCCUCGUCCACUGCAGCCCAUCCCGCCACCAGCACCGCCAACUCGCAGUACCCAUACUUUGGCGCGUACGUUCCUGCCCACCGUGGCAGCGUUCAGUAG